AAUGACAUAUGUUAGUCUCUUUCUAAUUUUAUAGCUACAAGAAAUAUCAGCUGAUUUUGACGUAAGCUCUUUGCAUUGCUUUGAGGAUAUCAUGGCGAAAUUUAUAGGCCUAGAUCGUCUUGGUAAGAUCUUUCAAAUGAUCCGCCAAUCUGGUGGAAUCAAAAAUGCCUAUAUGAAGUUGUACAGGUACGAUGAUUUGAAACUCGGUACCCUUGUGGGCACAGACAAGUAUGGCAAUAGAUAUUAUGAAAAUCCAUAUUACUUUUAUGGCCGCAAUCGCUGGGUUGAAUAUGCGGAUCAUUUAAAUUUGGAAUAUGAUGGCUCACAAAUACCCGCAGAUUGGUAUGGCUGGAUGCAUUACAAGACCGAUUUGCCACCAAUUCGUGAUGGUAGCCGCCCUAAGUACAAGUGGAUGGCCGAUCAUAGUGAGAACUUAUCAGGCACCAAAGAGCAAUAUAUGCCGUACUCAACAACACCACCAAAAAUAGAAGCAUGGGAUCCAAAAAAAUCAAAGUAAUUAAUGUUUUUCAACGAUAUUGGGCAAAUUGUAAAUUAAAUAUCUUAAAAUAAAGACUAAAUUACAAAGUUA
Messenger RNA from Ceratitis capitata (Mediterranean fruit fly), 589 nucleotides. It is a transcript of the gene ND-B17.2, whose product is annotated as probable NADH dehydrogenase [ubiquinone] 1 alpha subcomplex subunit 12. The transcript has 5 exons. Bases 92 to 517 code for a protein of 141 amino acids. Gene Ontology annotation, cellular component: membrane. Gene Ontology annotation, biological process: response to oxidative stress; mitochondrial respiratory chain complex I assembly. NCBI's taxonomy places the organism in Eukaryota, Metazoa, Arthropoda, Insecta, Diptera, Tephritidae. The record is from RefSeq and is a predicted model, not a curated record.